This is a messenger RNA of Fusarium sp. VM40, 2532 nucleotides long. The record is from the annotation of a GenBank genome assembly. Lineage: Eukaryota; Fungi; Ascomycota; Sordariomycetes; Hypocreales; Nectriaceae.
AUGCAAACACAAAGCAACAAUGAUGAUGACGAAUGGAUACGCAGAAAGACUUCCUGGGCUGAAGGAGGCUUGGUUCUCUUUGGGGAAUACUGCAAGCAGCUUGAACAGGCCCUUGAGUGGUGGAUGCCGGUCGACGCACCCAAGUUGUCAACUAUAGACGAAAAGACAAAAGAAGAUCGCUUCGAACCAUGGAGGAUCAUUGGGACGGAAAGCUUAUAUGCCACUCAAAUCUCCACACCCAGGUCAAAUCAGGUCCCGGAUACGGCUUUUGGUGAAGAAGCUGAAGGCAGUUCGGCACAAGGGUUUGUGGAAGAGCUUGAAGAAGACACGAUACCGGCGACAGAAUCCUCAAGGCAGUUCUUAUCGAUUGAGGUGAAUGAUGGACUGGAACAAGUGUAUGCUCGACAUAUCUUUCACGCUUUUAUCUCCGCUGCCGCCGCGGAGGUGAAUGAUGGACUGGAACAAGUGUAUGCUCGACAUAUCUUUCACGCUUUUAUCUCCGCUGCCGCCGCGAAGAUGGAUAGUCCCAUUGAUGAUCAUUCAGACAUGGAGACAAUGAGCAGCAUUAUCCCAGGGGAAUGGAACAACCUCCGUUUGCGAGGAAAGAACCUAACUAGGCUGGCGGGAGCAAUUCGAGACUCUGGUCUUAUGAACUUAAAUCAGGCUUAUCUUACCAUCAUCCCCCCACUGCACGCCAAGGCAAGGCUCGGCGAAUUAGACUCUGUUAUUGAAGCAGUCUUCACUCAAGCGCAGCAACAUCAAAGACUCCUGAACUGGGAAGCAGCUGGUAAGGUUUAUACGGCCUUGCUUGAACUUACCAAAACCUUCCACCCGGACAGCUACACUUUUAGGAAAGUGGUGGCAUUGGCUGAUGAAUACAUCCGAACACUUGAGACAUUGCCCGCGGAUCCAGAAGGUCAUAGAGACGAGCAGUACCCACAAGCGGCUCGUGUCAAAGACACGCUUUUGUCUAUCCUGGAUCGGGACAGUUACAAAGGUAUGCGAAAGGACCUGCAGAUCGUACAUGGGUACCAACAAGGAUUAGACGGCGCACCGGGCAAAGUUCUGAGUUGUAACUUCACCAAACUCCACUCCCAUGCUGCCACUCCCGAUGAAACUGGCAGGGAUAAUGUUCGUUUCGGGAGGCCAUACUAUGAAGAGCUUGCUAAGGUUCAAAAAAAAACCAGAAGUGUGUUGGAUGAACUUUUUAUGAAAUUCAAUGGUCAAGACAUUUUAGGGUGGACUCCCCUCCAUUAUGCAGCAGCUAGAAAAAAAAGGGAGGCCUCUGCAUGGAUUGAUGAAUUAGUUAGAAAGCAGGCUGAUGUAAACGCUGUUGACAUUCGGCACCAGACAGCACUGCAUUACGCUAUCCUGCACUGGAACCCUUUUUCUUUCAGACCGCUACUAGAAGCAGGUGCAGACAUCACAAUAACCGGAGUUAACGGAAUGACACCUCUGCACUGCGCAGCUUUGGUCGGCUCUGAGAACAUGAUAGAAUCGCUAUUCUCCCAUAACAGGCAAGCUAUAGAUCAGUUUGCCAGAGAUAACUAUGGCAGAGUGCCUAUACAUUUGGCCGCUCUAGGAGGCGAAAUCGAUCUCAUCAAACAUUUUCAAGCCAGCAUAGAGAUUAAGGACUUGCAAGAUCGAACAGCACUGCAUUUAGCGACAAUGAGCGGCCAUCUGGAAACAAUUAGUGAGCUUGCUCGGUACAAAGCAAAUGUUAAUGCGAAAUUUAGGCUGGACGAAGGUGGUGGCUCAGCCACGGCUCUCAUAUGGGCAGCCAAAAUGCGCAAGAUCAAAGUCAUUCAAAGGCUUAUCGAGGUGGGUGCUGAUAUAAAUGGCCAAGAUAAUCAUCUCUGGACUCCUUUACAUCACGCAUCCGGACGGGGAUACGCUGAUAUUGCCGGUGUGUUAAUUGUCAACGGAGCUCGUAUCAACCCCACCGACGAGUCCAGGCGAACGCCAUUACAUUUAGCGGCAUUCACCGGGCGACUUGAGGUGGUUAGGAGGCUUGUAAAGGAGAGGGACAUUAAAUUGAACUUUCUCAAUGUUGAGAGGGAGUUUGCAGUGCAAACGGCAGCAGAAAGUGGUCAUUUUGAGAUUGUUGAGCUCUUGGUCCGGAAAGGCGCUAUCAUUGACUACAAGACAACGCUUGUUGUAGCCAAUCAAGUGAAAUAUGAGUGGAGGGGGGAAGUGGAAAAGUACAUGUAUAGCGAAGAUGAAGAAGACGAAGAAGACGAAGAAGACGAAGAAGACGAAGAAGACGAAGAAGACGAAGAAGACGAAGAAGACGAAGAAGACGAAGAAGACGAAGAAGACGAAGAAGACGAAGAAGACGAAGAAGACGGAGAAGAAGUAGGUGAAGUGGACGGAGAAAUGGGGGCGGCAAGCGGUAAGAAGUCGUAUGGUACAGCUUUAAACCAGCAAGCUUUAUCACUAUUGCAGGCAUGGCAGAGCUAUUGGGAAGAAGACGGGGGGGAUAUAAUAUGGGAAGAACUGAUUCGGCGUCUAUUACUGUCAUAUCGGGAGUAA